Molecule: messenger RNA, 770 nt
Organism: Durio zibethinus
Lineage: Eukaryota; Viridiplantae; Streptophyta; Magnoliopsida; Malvales; Malvaceae
Source: RefSeq, a predicted model, not a curated record
UUAGAGUUAUGUGAUUAUUAUGAGAUAUAUGCAAGAAACUAAUCUUGAUGAUAUAUAUUUAAUCUGAUUCUUUGCAGGUUAGUCAAACUUUUGCUGAUAUGAAGUUUAAACAUGGAUUUGUUCAUUGUGAUCCACAUGCUGCAAAUUUAUUAGUUCGGCUAUUACCUUCCGGAGAAAGGAGCAUUUUUUGCAAGAAAGGCAAGAAAAAACCACAGUUGAUACUUCUAGACCAUGGUCUUUAUAAAGAACUUGAUUUCUUCACCAAAUACAGCUAUGCUUCUCUUUGGAGGGCAUUGGGGUCUGCUAAUUCUAGUGAAAUAAAGGUAAAUAGUAUGAAAUUGGGUGCUGGGGAGGAUCUGUAUGAGCUAUUUGCAGGCAUUUUAACCAUGAGGCCCUGGAAUAGUGUCAUUGACCCUGCUAUUGAUCAUUUGGUCAUAAAAGGCACUGACUGUGAUCGUUCAGAAUUACAGGUUGGAAUGUUGGAAUGUAUGCAUCUCAAUGGUUCCCCCAAAUAUCAAAGCCUCUUGGGAGAAUAUAACAGCAAACUGGUUGAUAAUCUGGAUGCUAUGUUCGUUGAAGAUUCUCUAUUGCCCAGAACUGUAGAAAGCACCAAAUGAAUUCUUAUCUAAAGGUCAAAGUUGUAGCAAAUAGGACCCCUGGUUUCAUUAAGGAAUUUAUUCCAUUUUUGAAGAAAAAUAAUAUAGUACUGACAAAGAACUAAUAUCUCAAUAUUGAGAGAUGUUUGUAUAUUGUUCAUUUAGUGUAAGUGU